AUGGAAUCUGUCCAAGGCAAUAUAGGCUAUGAUUUCACAAAUGAUGAGUAUCUUACCAAUGCUUUUGUCGCAGCCCACAGAAGCGAAGAAGACGGAUUUGCAAGCGACGGUAACAGAGGAAUGGCUCGGAUCGGGCAGAUAGCUAUUGAGAUGACAGAAACCUUCCAUGCUGUUGUAGUUGAGAAAGCGUAUCUAACUGAGAUCAACCGUCGGAAAUAUUGGUGGAAAGACAAAAUGAAAGUAGCAAAAGCAUGCAGAGCUUUGGAUAUUGAGCGAAAUAUCGUCCGCAGUGUUCGACAGACAGGGCAAGAACUUUCCAUUGAAGUGCUGAAUUUUGCAUUGAACGCUGUAAUCGGCGCUGUCUGGCUUGACUGUCAAGAUCAGAAUAGAAGCAUCAGCGAGUCAUGCAAUACUAUUUCAAGAAUCUUGAACCAAAUUGACACUUUCCUCAAUUCAUCGACGGCCGCCAGUGGCAACCAAAAUGCACUUUCUAUCGCUGAGAACAGCGCACCAGUCUUGUCGACAGGACUAGCGACGCACGAAACACCAGAGGGAACUUUAGUAAGCGACUUGGACAUAAGGGAACGUUCGGCCAAUUCUGAGACAUACGAAGGUUUUUCUGUGUUUUCACCGCUGUCAGUCUCGGAAGAAUAUGAAGACCUAGUAACCGAACAAUCGUCGCCCCAGCGGUUCUUUCUCAAACAACAGCCUUAUCUAGAACAUGGCGGUGCAGAUUCUUUCAGUCAAAAUCAUGACCAUGGAAACACCACCAGCUUGUUAUCAGCUGGAACACAGAGUGUGCGUGUACAACCUGUUCUCUCGGUUGAGCAGGAAAGAGUCAUAGAAUCCAUAACGCCUGGAGAAGCUGACAGUAGCGCAUCCAUCACUGCAACGUUGAAACGAGCCUUGCCCGGCCGAGAGCCUAAGGAAUUAGUGGUAGCACAGGACACAGAAUCGUUGGAAAGGAAGAAUAAACGAGCCCAAACAGAAAGAGGCAGGGUUGAUGCAGCACUCGAAUCAUUGCUAGAUGUAGAGCGACAGAAGAUCGGUCUACGUUCAGAACCAGAGCGCGCCAAACUACUAGGAUAUCUAGAGUAUCCCAAGACCGCUCGGCUCAAGGACCCAUUGCAUACAUUAAAGUUUUUGUAUCUGGCAAUCGGCAGCUGGUAUACCCUUGCCGACUUUGCCAGUCAGCUUCAAAGUAUUGGGGAAACGCGGCGCCCCCUUGCUUUACCGUCUGCUUUCUGUUCGACUGCAUCUAUGGCAUUCAGAAUUAUGUGCCGACUCGACAAUGAGAGGAGUACUUGCAUCCUGUUGAAACGAUAUUACGCGAUAAAAUUUCUUGAGGCUGGACAGCAGUCUUCGCAACCACGUGAAAGCAUGCAAAUGGAAAUUGCAGUGACUUUUGGGUCAGAAAACACACGGCAAAGAGGCAAUCCCCAGAUGCGGCAGGAAGCUGCUGAGAUCAAAUUUUUGACUUCCAGGAUUGCCCCCGAUGUUGAAGACACGUCUGACGAGUAUUCGGCGGUUUACGACAAAGUCAAACGUUUCCGACAACUAGGAAAACGAUUGCAAAUAUUGGAAAAGCGCUUCGGCGUUGGUGUAUUAGUCCUCCUACCUUCUGGACCUUCUUUUCCUGGCGUCUCUUUGACAGAUCGCAUGUGA
Messenger RNA from Bipolaris victoriae FI3, 1665 nucleotides. RefSeq lists its product as hypothetical. The coding region runs from base 1 to 1665 and encodes 554 amino acids. The record is from RefSeq and is a predicted model, not a curated record. NCBI's taxonomy places the organism in Eukaryota, Fungi, Ascomycota, Dothideomycetes, Pleosporales, Pleosporaceae. The transcript is spliced from 2 exons.